AAAAAAGAUAAGAUAAUAAUUCCCUCCCCCUUCCACUCUUUACUUGAAAUGUCACAGUCGAUCAAUUACGGACAAGACGAAAUUCCACACUUACGUUCACAAAAUGAUCAACUUUGGAAAAUUAUUGAAAAGCAAAGAAUCAUGAUUCAAAAUCUUCAAAAGGACAAUGUCCGUCUUUCAGCAGAACGAGAUGGACUUCAGGAUCAAUUGAAUACGCUAGAAAAGGAACUGAUAGGUAAGCAGCAACGAGUGACCUCUUUAUUGAUCUCACCCCAGAUAUUACGUGAGAUUGCAGAAGCUGACGAUGCUAUCGCUUCCUCCUCUCCGCUUGAAAUCACUAUAAAUAGUCCUAUGCCGCCGCCUCGUUCACCUUAUCGUCCUUUACAAAAGGAAAAACUUCCUGCUGAGGACGCAAAGCAUGUUCUUGAACAAGAAUCAGAGUCUUCUUCUUCUUUGACAGCAACAACAACAGCAGCAGUACGUAUCGAUGAAUAUAUCAAUAUCAAUGGUCGAUCUUCUCCUGGUUCUCCUUCACCUACUUCCCCAAAUCAGCGUAAAGAUAGUGCUCCAACAUCUUCAACCAAUCGAAAUCAUUUUGUGCCUUCCCCAAGUAAAUCUUCUUCUUCAUUAGAAGUAGCGCGGAAAAAUAUUCGACAGCAAAGGGAUUCAAUGAUGCCAUCUGUAAGGUCUCCUUUAGAUUUCGAUCGUACUGCCUCACCUCCCCUUGUUAAAUCAAAUCCUAUUUAUCGAAAUACGACUUCCUCUUCUCGUAUUAAUUUAUUAUCACAAUAUGAAACAGAGGAUACCAGUCACCCAAAGACGAGCUUGAAUCUGACUCAUAUGCAUGUUCGUGUAGUUGGCUCUAAUAUUAAACCAAAUGAAAAGGGAAAAGAAGUCAUUUCUUUUAUUAUUUCUAUUGGCUCAAAUAAAGAUGAAGAUAUUCAUCAGUUUGAAGAAAAAUGGAGAGUUGAAAAAUUAUAUUCUGAUUUCCUGACAUUGGAUUCAAAGUUGAAAGCGCAACGAAAUCGUGCCAUUACGAAUCGAAUCGGAAAGUUACCGGAUAAAGCAUUAUUUUCUAAUAAUGCGCCCUCUAAAGUGGAUCAAAGAAAGAUUGCAUUAGAACAGUAUUUACAACAUCUUGUAUCUUUACCUUUAGAAGAUUCCUCUGAUUUAUCAGAAUUUCUUUGUACAGAUGUAGUAAAUAAUAAAGUAUAUCAAACGCCUGACCAAAAGGAGGGCUAUUUAACUAAAAGAGGCAAAAAUUUUGGUGGAUGGAAAACUCGAUAUUUUGUAUUAAAUGAAUCAGUACUUGAAUAUUAUGAAUCAAAGGAAGGUACUCAACUUGGUUCUAUACGACUCACAAAUGCACAAAUAGGAACACAGAUGUCCAAUAGUUCACCCAAUUAUUCAGAAGACUCAAACAAUGUCUAUCGACAUGCAUUUUUAAUUGUAGAACAAAAACGGGUUGGAUCUUCGCAUAGUGUUCGUCAUAUCCUUUGUGCUAAUUCAGAUGAUGAUCGUGAUUCCUGGGUUCAUGCUCUCCUGCAAAAUAUUAAUAUUAUAGAAGAUGAAUCACUUCGUCAUAAACCUUCUAAAAAGAAGACAGCAGAAAAAUCAAGAAAACUAUCUAAAGGAGAAAUCAGGGCUAUCUCUGCUACCCCCAUUAGCCAUUUAAAGUUAGAUCAUGUUAACAAUGCUGAUAUAGAGAAGCUAACAUCAGCACCUACUUUUAUCAUGGAAGAAGGUGGUGAUAUUGGUAUGGCAAUUAGUAGUGCUUAUAAUCGACCUACACCUUCUAUUUCCAGUGAAAGUACAAGUGAUUCUGCCACCACUUAUGUACCAUCUAAUAAUGCCAUUUGGACAUCUUGUGAAGCAGCAGCAGCAGCAGCAGCAGGUCGUUCUAGUAUAGAUCAACCUAUAAUCAAGACUAAUACAUUACAAACACCUCGUCCACCUAUCGUUCGACGUAGUUCUAUGAGUAAUUUAAUGACUAGUGAACAGUUACACCUAAAUGAUAACCCUCAUCGUCGAGCUAUAUCUCCAACUAUCAUUUCCCGUAGCGCAGAUGAUUCUGUUAUUGUUGAUACUACUGAACCUGAAAAGAAGGCAAGGAACAAAGCACAUCGUAUGACCUUUUGGGGAAAGAAAAUGCUAUUUAAUUCUAAUGAAGAGCAACAACAACAGCAACAACAACAACAACAACACUAUAAUCAACCACGCUCUUCUCAAUCUACAUCAACUAUUAUGAGUAGUAGUUCUAUUUCAUCGUCUACUACAGCUAAUACAGGUUUACGUGGAUUCUUAUCACGUUCUUCACACGAAAAUAAUGAACGUCAACGUUAUAAAUAUAGUACAGAAGAAAAUCCCUUACCUAAUAAGACUCCUAAACAAGUCUUUGGGGUCCCAUUAGAAGAAGCUGUUCGUAUUUCAAGAGUAGCAGAAGGAUAUGAACUACCUGCUAUUGUCUAUCGAUGUAUUGAAUAUUUAGAUGCUAAAGAUGCAGUACGAGAAGAAGGGUUAUAUCGAUUGAGUGGUAGUAAUUCAACAAUGAAAGCACUUCGAGAACGUUUCAAUCAAGAAGGUGAUCUAAACUUGUUGACUGCUAAAGAAGAAUAUGAUGUCCAUGUCAUUGCUGGUUUAUUUAAAAUGUGGUUACGUGAGUUACCUACCAGUGUUCUUACAAGAGAACAUCGUAUGGACUUUUUGCAUGUUAUUGAUUUAUUGGAUCGUAAAGAUAGAGUAAAUGAGUUAGGACGAUUAGUUUCGGUUCUUCCACUUGCUAAUUAUACACUUUUAAGAGCCUUAACAGCCCAUUUAAUCAGAGUUGUUCAACAUUCAAAUAUUAACAAGAUGACUAUACGUAAUGUGAGUAUCGUAUUUUCACCUACACUUGGUAUUCCACCUACUAUUUUUAAUUUAUUUAUGAGUGAAUUCGACUAUAUCUUUUGGACAAAUAAAGAUGGAGAUGCAGCACCACGAAUGAUUGAAGAUGAAGAAAAUAAACAACAGACAACUGAUGAACAGCAAAUGGUAGAAGAUAAUUCUAAUUGUCCCGCUGAUAAUUUAGCGUGUAAAACAACACUUCGUGUACGUGAAGAACAUGGUCGCAGUAAUCGUAAUAGUGUUAAUUAUAUGGAUGGUGCACCCAAUGCUAUCGUUGAUUUAGAAAAGCAUAUAGACGGUCCACCUGUGUUAGAUGAACAUGAUGAAGUUGAUGAUCUUACUUUAUCCAGUGAUCCAAACUACUCAUAAUAAUAAUACUCCCUUUAUAAUCAUUUAUAUUUAUAUAUUUAAUUUUAUAUAAUAUCUCUCCUCCUCCUACCCCUCCUCCCCCCCUUUUAUUAUUAUUACUACUGUUACCAGUAUUACUACCACUACCAGUAUUACUACCACUACUACUACCACUACCACUACCACUAAUACUACUAAUACUACUAUUAUAACUACUACUAUUACUAUUACUACUACUAAUACUCCUACUACUAUUAUUAUUAUUACUACCAUUAUUCUCUUUCUUCCUUCAUGGUUUCUUUAUAUAAUAAUAUAACAUGCAUAUAUUGUAUACAGUUUCAACUGAAAUAUAUACUAAUUUAGCAGUGUGGUGACGAUCAUGCACUAAAAUACCGUCAAUAAAUAAUUUUCUAUUUUUUCUUU
Molecule: messenger RNA, 3654 nt
Organism: Cokeromyces recurvatus
Lineage: Eukaryota; Fungi; Mucoromycota; Mucoromycetes; Mucorales; Mucoraceae
Exons: 4
Coding region: 49-3252 (1067 amino acids)
Biological process (GO): regulation of GTPase activity; signal transduction
Cellular component (GO): cytoplasm
Molecular function (GO): phosphatidylinositol binding
Source: RefSeq, a predicted model, not a curated record